CUAUGUUCCAUAUGGCAUUAAAUAAAAUAUUACUUGAUCGGAUAUUUUCUCCAUUGCGAUAUUGAGUAAUGAAAUAUAAUUGACUUUGUGCAUGCACAUUAAGAAAAUGGAUUUUAAAAAUAUCUUAUUAUAACUUUCCUGCUUGUGUGUGUACUUUAUACAGUUAUUUUAUUUAACUGAGUGAAAAUAAACAAUUUAAAAUUGUUUAACAAAAUACAAACUUUGCUUCGUCAAUUAACUAUGGAAACCCUUUGUUCCUCUUUUGGGUGUGUGAUUCCAGGACCAGUUUCUUCGUGUGAGACUUCAGGAACCAGUCGACUUCAAAAUAGUAAUGUACUUAAUACAUUUACACUGGACAGUUUAAAACCACUACCACAAGGAUAUUGUCGGAAUGACGAGUUUGACAGUUCAGCGUCUACCUAUAUUCCAAGUGACAGUGAUGCCACCCCGCUGACCACCCCAGAAACACCUCUCAGUUCACAGUUAAUGGAUAGAACUCGUUUUAUUUUUCCGCCAGACGAAAAUCAGUUAAAUGAAUUAACCUCAAAUUCAGACGAUUAUAAAAUGCAAAGAAGUCAUCAAAAAUAUUCACAUAGGAGGCGGAAUAGUGCUUUACCAACUAAAGACACUUUAAAGAAACGAAGACUAGCAGCAAAUGCCAGAGAAAGAAGAAGGAUGGAAAGUUUGAACGUUGCGUUCGAUCAUCUGCGUAACGUAAUCCCCUCUAUCGGUGACGAUCAAAAACUUUCAAAGUAUGAAACUCUUCAGAUGGCCCAAAGUUACAUUGGAGCCCUAAAGGAUCUACUGGGAUGAAAACUACCUGAGAAGUUUCAAUUCUAAUGCUUCAGCGGGUUUCAAUGAUGCUACCGCCAAGAGCAAAGUGACUAUAGAAAGUGUAAGUAGGGAAAUCCACUGCUAGUAAAAUCCCUAAUUAUACCAGGUGGCCAACGGCUUCUGUUCAUUUGCAUUUUUAUUCAAGGAUUAAAAUUACAAAAGUGAACUUAAUUGGUAGUGUGGUUAUGUUCAGUUAUGAAAAUUAAUUUAUUAAAGUCUUCCACGGAUUCGUCGGAAAUACUCUGUUCUCAUAUUUAUGUUAUUAUAUCUGUUAAUUUUAUAAAUGUUCUAAA
Molecule: messenger RNA, 1127 nt
Organism: Mytilus trossulus (common blue mussel)
Lineage: Eukaryota; Metazoa; Mollusca; Bivalvia; Mytilida; Mytilidae
Product: neurogenin-1-like
Exons: 1
Coding region: 241-813 (190 amino acids)
Biological process (GO): positive regulation of transcription by RNA polymerase II; sensory organ development; axon development
Cellular component (GO): nucleus
Molecular function (GO): protein dimerization activity; DNA-binding transcription factor activity, RNA polymerase II-specific; E-box binding
Source: RefSeq, a predicted model, not a curated record